AUGAAGCGCCUCUUCAGACGGCUCUCCCGCGUCGCCGCGGUCGACUCCGCCUCCGCCACGACAGCCUACCGCCAGCUCCGGUCCCCGAAGCAGGCUCCUUCCUCCGGCGGCGGCGGCGGCGCGAAGGUGCCGCAGGGGCACGUGCCGGUGUGCGUCGGCGAGGAGGGCGGCCCCGUGGAGCGGUUCGCCGUUCGCGCGGACCUCCUUGGCCGGCCGGCCUUCGCGGCGCUCCUCAUGCGCGCCGCCCAGGAGUACGGGUACGGCCACCCAGGCGCGCUCCGCAUCCCCUGCCCCGUCGCCGACUUCCGCCGCCUCCUCGUCCGCCUCUCCUCCGACGACCCCUUCGCCGCCGAGUGCUAGGCGUCCGCUCCGCCCUUCUUGGCCUGCCGCUGGAGAAUCUGCCCUUCAUUCCCCUUCUGGCAGAUUUACCCCUGGGCAAUGUACAAUUGUACGUACAGAGGCAGGCCGAGGAAGAGGCGCUGGAGCGAGGGCAGUGUUGGGGAUUUGAUUUCCUCCUGCAGCUUUGUAGUAACUUUUUUUUCUUACUGCAAGCAUGAGCUGAAUGGAAGAACUAAUAGGUGUUCCUUUUUCACCCCUUCUAGUUCUAGGAACUUCAGUGUAAGGGAGAUGCUAGUGUGUGAGUGUUGUGCUAGGGGAUUUUGAGGUGCUCUUCAGUGUUUAACCAUAUAGUACUAGAUGUGGUGAUCCUUAUGCUGGUUUCAUGCCAUGUUGUUGCUGAGGUACUAGCAGUAAUUUUUAUUAGUACUA
Messenger RNA from Lolium rigidum, 768 nucleotides. Its product is annotated as auxin-responsive protein SAUR71-like. Lineage: Eukaryota; Viridiplantae; Streptophyta; Magnoliopsida; Poales; Poaceae. The transcript has a single exon. Bases 1 to 360 code for a protein of 119 amino acids. Gene Ontology annotation, biological process: response to auxin. The record is from RefSeq and is a predicted model, not a curated record.